Molecule: messenger RNA, 4396 nt
Organism: Ostrea edulis (European flat oyster)
Lineage: Eukaryota; Metazoa; Mollusca; Bivalvia; Ostreida; Ostreidae
Product: beta-2 adrenergic receptor-like
Exons: 2
Coding region: 1428-2480 (350 amino acids)
Biological process (GO): chemical synaptic transmission; G protein-coupled receptor signaling pathway, coupled to cyclic nucleotide second messenger
Cellular component (GO): dendrite; membrane
Molecular function (GO): G protein-coupled serotonin receptor activity; neurotransmitter receptor activity
Source: RefSeq, a predicted model, not a curated record
UGAAGAUUUGUUGUAACCUACAGUGAUGGAAAUCCGGUUUUCGAAUUAUGAGGUAGACUUUUACAUUAUUUGAAUACGGUCUGGCUGGUUGUGAAUUGUCUAACGUCCAGUUCGAGAAUUUUUCAUUCAUAUGGAGACGUCACCAAUGCCCAAGAAGGGCUACAAAAUUUAGGCUUAUGGUCGGCGCUUACUGCCUUUGAGCUAGGAGGGGCCUUUAUCGUGCCACAUCUGCUGUGACUUGGGCCUAGGUUUUUGUGGUCUCAUCGACCGCCCCAUCUAAUCACCUCUUACGACAAGCAAGGGGUUACUGAGGACCUAUUCUGAUAUUGCCUUUGAGCAGGGAUCUUUAUCGUGCCAAACGUGCUGUGACACGUGACCUCGGUUUUUUGCGGUUUCAUCCGAAGGACCGCCCUAUUAUUCACCCCUUACGACAAGCAAGGGGUACUGAGGAUCUACUCUAAGCAGGAUUCCCGCGGAAAAUGGUCCAUUUCUAAAUAAGCAAAAUUCAUGCACAACGUAGAGGGUCAAUAUAAACUUAGCUUUAUACAGAAAACGAUGCUAUUAUCGCAGCUAAGCGAAAGGCUUUAGCCCAGAAUCAUGGCUUAGGUUUCCAGAGGAUAUUAUGUCCUUUUAAUCAGAUUUUGAUAUAAUAAUUAAUAAUGAUUUUUUUCCUCAUUAUCUCGUCUUUAUAAGAAUUGUUGGAUGUCACAUUUAAUAGAAACGAAGAACAUCUUCAGUAUCAACAUGCUUCAGGAAGAAUAAAAUUUCUUAAGAUUGAAUGUCUUUGGUUUAAGGUCGUGUCUAUUUGGGACAAACGGUAGGAACGAAACAGCAACCUUGUAUAAACAUUUGGUGGACCUAAAGUCAUAUUACAAAUUAAUAACAUUUGCAUAAGGACUUAGUCAAUAUGAUAAAGAUUCAAUCUUUUGAACUAGCGAUUAUAUUUCUGUAAGACCGUGGAGACUAUGAGUAUCGUUUUGAAAACGUAAGUGAAAGUUCCCGUUGUUAGUAAGCUUCGUAAUAAUCAAAACAGUAUACCAUUCUGCAUCUUAUAUAAUCACAACUUUGUGAAUGUAGCGUCCAUGUGCACCCUCAUCCUCGGAAAGCUUACUCUUUAGAACUAGACCCCCACCCCACCCCACCAAGGAAAUAAUAGCAUUUUACAAUAAACCGCUUCCAUCCAAUUUUUUAAAUCUUAUUUGGGCUUCGACAAGAAGCUCAUUUAACAAAAGAUAUUGUUAUUUGCUGCGGGAAAUAUGCAUAUCAGUCCCUGUACAGUGUAUAUGCAUUAUCAAAUUGCAAAUGGACUACGAUUUUAUUGCUCCGUUUACCUGAGGAAGAUAUAGAACUCAUGACGGGUGUGACAGAUCGACAGAGGAUGCUUAUUCCUGCUAAACACCUGGCCUCCACCUUUGGUGUGUCUAGAGAUGACUAAUGAUUCCACACCAGACCCUCUGAGCCUACACCAGUAUGAGGACAACCACGACAUACAUCUAAACUGGACUCUGUUCAUGUACGACAUUGAAACAGCACAUGAUGCUCACUCCACGGCGGUCGCUGUGUAUGCCGUGGUGCUGUCUUUUGUAUCCAUUGUUCUGAAUUCCGUCCUGUGUGUUGUGAUAUUCUUCACCAAGGAAUUGCGAUGUCGACCUCUGUACGCAUGCGUGUUAAACUUUUGUAUCAUCAACUUAUUAAUGGGUGUCAUCGUGAACCCCCUUGUGACGUACCAUGAACUGAGUCCUGUGUGGGCGCUGGGAACGUUUGUUUGUGACACGUGGAUUAUAAUGGAUGUUCUCCUGCCCUUCACGUCUUUAAUGACCCUGUUGUUACUCUCCAUCGACCGCCUCAUGUUUGUUCGCAUGAACACCUUGUACAAAUCUGCCAAAUUCAGAUUCCAAAGGGAAGUGUAUGUAAUAUUACCAUGGUUACUUGGUGUCGUCAUUGUGUUGCCGAUUUGGAUUGGUGGAUUUCAGAAGUCGCCCUUCCACGUGACAGGCAUGUGUGUGUUUGGCUUGGUAGACGAAGCGUCUAUAUCGUCCCCCAUCUUGGUGUAUUUUCUACCAGCCCUGAUUAUAGUGUUGGUAAUGGUGUGCACACAUUUGUUUUCGUUUCGCGACAGUUCGCCCGAAUACAGCCAGACCAGCACUCGAUCCGCUGGAGCCGGUGUUCAGACUGGCUACUACGCAUACGAAUCUCAUUUCUCCGUGGUGACGUUGUAUUUCGUGAACGUGACGUUUUUGAUUAUGUGGGCGCCCUUCCACAUAAUGAGCCUACUGCUGGCUGUCUGUGUAGACUGCAUGCCGCCCUACUCACUCAUUCUGGGUUUUACCUACAUGGGGGCCACUGCAAGUUCACUUAUCUCGCUUCUCUGGUUAACGGACUACCAUAUUAGAUAUUCGUUAAAACAUAUACGUGAACGGUUCAGAAAGCAGACUUCUCCCCCAUCCACCACUGUUACACUCACUCUGCUAGAAGCCUGAUUCCAUGGGAACUUUCUAGAAGCCUCAUUCCAUGGGGACCUUCUAGAAGCCUCAUUCCAUGGGAACCUUCUAGAAGCCUCAUUCCAUGGAGACCUUCUUAUUCCAAUUCAGUUGAGCCGAUAGAACACAAGAUUUGACAUCAUCAGCAUUGAACAUUCGUUUUUUACGUAACAACAGGAAGCUCUCAGACCGGGUGAUUCUGGGAAUUGUUUCAUAGAUAUUGAGCGAGGAACGUGCUACUUAACAGAAUACGGGGUAUUACGACAAUAUUGUAGCGCCCUCUAUGUAUUAUUCUGUAAUACGUAUUGUAAGUUAAUAUUUCUUAGGUCAAUAUCAAUAUUUUUUAUCUCUUAUUUCUUUAAGUCAAUAUCAAUGUUACAGCAGUACUUACAAAAUUAUGGCGUUAUUUAAUACCUGUAGAUCUCUGUGGCGUUAUUUGAUACCGGUAGAUCUCUGCAGAUUAUGGCGUUAUUUAAUACCGGUAGAUCACUGUGGCGUUAUUUGAUACCGGUAAAUCUCUACAGAUCGGUUAUUUGAUACCGGUAGAUCUCCACAAUAUCUCCACUAAUUAUGUAUCCACAUCACAAUCACGAGUCUGUGUGAAAAUAGAAGAAUUCCACAUAUCAAGCACAUUCAAGCUGAACAGAGCCCUGAGCAGAUCACUCAUCCGGCGUCUGUUUGCCUAAUGAAAACUUUUGAACCAAUUUCACGCAAAUUUAGCACAUACACUGAAUGACCUCAGUAAAAAAUUAGAUCAAUCCAAGGUAUAUUUUGUAUUGUGUUUUGAAAACGUCUAUCGAUAUGACCCAGAGUCUACUUGUACAGAUGGAAAGACAGACAUUAUCUAUAUGAAAGGUGAAGAUAAAGAACAUUGAUCAAUUUCACAACUCCUAUAAAGCAACACAAAAUGAAGAGUUGGGCAAACACGGACCCCUGGAUAUACCAGAGAUGGGAUCAGGUGCCAAGGAGAAGUAAGCAUCCCUUGUCGACCGGUCACAUCUGCCAUGAGUCCUAUAUCAUGAUCAAGCAAACGGAGUAAUCCGUAGUCAAAAUAUAUAUAGCGUACUAACGUUUCGUUUUGCUGGGGGCGUUGGGAGUUGGGGUUAUACAUAUGAUAUCUGUGAUUAAUUGUGUUUAGAUUUUACAGUAUUUGCUAUCUGUCAAUGCUUUACACAUUAAGAUGUGGCUGUAUUCAUCAUGUACUGGUGUAUCAUACGAAAUUCCUCGUAAUACGUCAACAAUAUUGUGUUCUUUUCAAGUGGUGAAAAUAAUUCUACAACGAAAAACGCCUUUGUGAUAGUUAAUGUCUAAAGAGAGGACAUGUGCACGUGACUAUCUGUGAGUACAAAUGUACUGUGUGCUCAACGAUUCCGGUCCGUCAGUAACAAGGUGACUGCCAAAUAACGAUAUUUACACGUCUAAUGAGUUGUUUUACCUUCGAUACCUUUACCAAUUGAUAUGGUAGCCAUUUCCUCAUGAAUGUGAACGAUAUGCGUAUGAAUCUUAAUAAAUAUAGUACGACUGUUUUAAAGGCUCAGAAUAUUCCGACAGAAAUGAAAGUAUGAAAUGUGACUAUAAAAAAAAUUAAUUUCAUUUUUGAAAUACAUGAGGGUAUAAGUAAGAGCGCUUCACGCCAGUAUAAAUUAAGUAAGAGCGCUUCACGCCAGUAUAAAUUAAGUAAGAGCGCUUCACGCCGGUAUAAUUUUCACUACGCGGAUAUAGUUCGGAUCAUUAAGUGUACUGGCAUAGAUAGCCGCAGUUCAUACCCUCGGGUAUUUUCGACAACGAAAUUCAUUUCUUAAAUAAUAGCUGUGUUUGAAUGCAUAUAUGUAGUCGAGUUUGUUAAUGAAAUAUACAUGUAUGGUUUGUUUUUUUGUGAAUUUGUGUUGUUUUGGAAAUAAAUUGUGCGGAUUUAA